AUGUUCGCUCUUGGACCGAAGUUGAUGGACAAGGCUGGCCCCGGAGCCGCCGGUGACGGGGAUACCGAAGCUCGGGGCGAUCAGGAAACCGACCGAGAAUACUUCGCUGUUACCGGCUUUGGUGGGGGUUAGGGUGCGCAGCAUGCAGGCCUCCGGCCACAAGCAGUUCGCCGAGCUCCCGAAACGAGUCCAGAACAUGAUCCCGUUUGCAGGGGAUAUGGUUAACCCGCCGUUGGUGGGUUCGAUUAUGGCCGCAUUCAUCGGGUUGAUCCCGCUUUUACAUAAAGCCUUUUUCGCAGACACAGAGGACGGCGGAAUAUUCCGUGCUUGGUUGACCAGUUCUGUCUCAAAUAUCGGAGACCUGUUCACUGCUUUACAGAUGUUUGUCGUCGGUAGUCAUUGUGCACCAGUAUUGAUCCUGAGCAUGAAGUUGGUGAGAUGCCCAACCGCGGGAUUGCAUUUGUCUAGGGGGUUAGGUUUUUGUUUUGGCCUGCGCGAGUUUGGUUCCUUUUCUGCUGCUUGUUCCUUGGAUGGAGGAAUUAACUGAGAGGACUGGUAUCAUACCAUAGCGUUGCCAUACCGACGGUGUACUACCUCGCAAAGAAAAAAUUCCUGGGUCACGACCCGAUGGCCUGGCUUGACAUGAUACCUAUGCCUGUUGGACAGUUCCGUAAUGAUGAUGAGUUCAUUGGUGGAACUAAAUGGGAAUUCGGCGAAGGAUAGAAUGGCGGUUGCUAGGUUUUUGACUGUAUGUUUUUCGUUAUCUCGGCUUGUUUAAUAUGGGGGCUAAUGCUGAUAGGUGUUAUACGCCAUCAGCCCGGUAAUAUGCUUCAUGGUGGUUGGUUCCCUCAAGACUUCGGAUAUGGCGACUAAGGUGUGAAGUAACGUCGUGUGGCGCAGUGCAAGCGGAGUCGGUGCUUGGUUUUGCUUGCUUGCUUAUAGAAGGGCUUGCUGCUUGGAUCUCGUUUGGAAACCUGCGUACCAUGUAUUCAGUCGGGAAUGGUAUAUAGCAUACGAUGCGCAGCGGCGGAGACUGAACAGACAUGGGGGAUUCGAGGAUUGUCACUCAACUGGGAAGUAAGCCGAGUGGCUUGAAAAGUGACCUCGGGUUUUGUCAUUUUAAUGAUCUAGGGGCGGCGGCGAGCACAGUUAGGGAAAGGAGAGUGGGGGUAUUGGCGUAGGAGAGAAAUGGCCGAGUGUGAGUGUGUAAUUGGGUAGUGGUGUACGUAUCCAUCAUCGCCGGGCUCUCCCAGUGGAAUUCUUAGGAAGCACCUAAGUGUCUGAUGAAUCAGCAGUGCUUUCCACUAGUGCCCCAAAGAUUUCCCACAUUUUGGUCAGAUCCCUCACAAAUACCAUUCGGCGUACUGGACCCUUCUUCCUGUUGGAGGAGCAAACCUCACAAGCAACACUAUGAUCUGCGGGUGAGAUAAUGGUACCCAUCAGAAGAUAUGCUUUCACCAACCGCAAGAUGACACUAUCCGAUCUUAUAGAAUACGGUGCCUCGCCGAGAAUAUCCUGUGUGGUAUCGUGCUUUAUAAGACCCGAGUUCGCUUCGGUCCUCACAUAUCCGGACAUGCUUGUCCCGGAGAAUGAACAAAUAUUUCAUCGUGGG
Tuber aestivum (summer truffle) is the source of this 1612-nucleotide messenger RNA. Lineage: Eukaryota; Fungi; Ascomycota; Pezizomycetes; Pezizales; Tuberaceae. The record is from the annotation of a GenBank genome assembly.